This is a messenger RNA of Aplosporella prunicola CBS 121167, 1158 nucleotides long. RefSeq lists its product as uncharacterized. Gene Ontology annotation, cellular component: nucleus; cytosol; proteasome regulatory particle, lid subcomplex. The coding region runs from base 1 to 1158 and encodes 385 amino acids. The record is from RefSeq and is a predicted model, not a curated record. NCBI's taxonomy places the organism in Eukaryota, Fungi, Ascomycota, Dothideomycetes, Botryosphaeriales, Aplosporellaceae. Gene Ontology annotation, biological process: ubiquitin-dependent protein catabolic process. Gene Ontology annotation, molecular function: structural molecule activity. The transcript has 3 exons.
AUGGCGACCGUCAAGGAGCUUGAGAUGAUCCCGGACUACCUCUCCGAUCAGCGUGACAAGGCCCCGGACGAGCUCCAGCACUUCUUCCUGUCCUUUGAGGACUACUGGGAGCGGAAGCUGUGGCACGAGCUCACCCACAGCUUGCUCGAGUUCUACGACCAGCCCACCAGCGCGCCCCAGCGGAUACCACUCUACAACACUUUCGUCAAGGCCUUUGCCGACAAGAUCAACCAGCUGAAGCUCGUCACCGUGGGGCUGAGCGCCGCAUCGCAGUGCAAAGAUGACAAGGAGCGCCUCACAUUCCUCCAGCAGCUCGCCGAGAAGGUCAACAAGCCCGAGUCCCAGGACGCAUACGUAUACGCCACCGUCGCCGUGGCAAGCGUCCAGCUGCAGCUGAAGGACUUUGUUGAUGCACGGAAGAAGCUCGACGAGUGCGAGAAGGUCUUGGACACGUUCGACACGGUCGAGACGGUUGUCCACGCCGCCUUCUACCGCGUCAACGCUGAGUACUACAAGUCCCAGCACGAGUUUGCCUCCUACUACAAGAACGCCCUCCUCUUCCUCGCCUGCGUCGACAUCAAGGACCUCAGCCGCGAAGAAUGCCAGCAGCGUGCCUACGAUCUCAGCAUUGCCGCACUCGUCUCGGACUCCAUCUACAACUUCGGCGAGCUUCUUCUCCACCCCAUCCUCGACUCGCUCCUCAACACGCCGCACGCGUGGCUGCGCGAGUUGCUGUUCGUGUUCAACCGCGGCGAUCUGGCCGAGUACGACGUGCAAGCAGGCAACAUCUCCAAGAACCACCUCCUGAAGGAGCACCAGCAAUUCCUGUACCAGAAGAUAUCGCUGGCCGCGCUGACCGAGGCCGUGUUCCGGCGCCCGCCCCACGACCGCGCCAUGACGUUCGCGGCCAUUGCGCAGGAGACCAAGGUCUCGCCCAACGACAUCGAGCACCUCAUCAUGAAGGCGCUGAGCCUGGGCCUGCUGCGCGGCCAGAUCGACCAGGUCGCCGAGAUCGCAAAGAUCAACUGGGUGCAGCCAAAGGCGCUCGAUAUGCAGCAGAUUGAGAGCAUGCGGCUGCGGCUGAAGGAGUGGGACUCCAGCGUCAAUCAGCUGGGCAACUGGAUCGAGGGCGUCGGCAAGGACGUGUGGGCGGCAUAG